Messenger RNA from Notodromas monacha, 4022 nucleotides. The record is from the annotation of a GenBank genome assembly. Lineage: Eukaryota; Metazoa; Arthropoda; Ostracoda; Podocopida; Cyprididae.
AUGGAUGAGACCCUUGCUAAAUUUUCUGCUGACAUAGCGGAAGGCGUGUGUGCGGAUGUGCAAGCCGGCGUUGACGAGUCUGAGGUUGCGGUUGAAGAUAUUUUAUCAAGAUUAGCGGAGAUUGAGAAAUUGGCUGAAUUGAUUCGGGAAGAUUCAUCGCGAUGCAGAGCUCGAGCUAUGCCUAAUGCAAGGGCAAGCGUGACCACCAAGCUUGAGUCACACUUCGAAAUUAUUGAUCGCAUUGAAGAUCGAGUGAAUCAGCUUUGUUCUGAGCUCAAUGAGGUGGAAGCCAGGGUAAACCGUGCCGAGCUUACGGUUCGAACUGGAAUUUUUAAAUUCCCGACUAUGACGACUGAGUCAUCAUUGACAUCCGUCGAACGACUCCAAGAUGCGAUUGAAUUUUCCAUGACGAAAAAUAUGUCAUCGUUAUCAUGUGCUUUACUCGGCGAACGUACGCGCAAGUGUGUUCGUCGACCUGCGAUGAAGCCGGUAGGUUUCGAUGCAUUGCACCCUGUAACAUCUUGGAAACCGUCAUGGAUGCGUGACUGUGACUCGAAUGGUUCUACUUCUCUACGAAAUAAGUCACUUCACUCGCGUGUUAUCGAAUCAGACCUGUCCGUUGCUGCGGAUGAUUCUGAUGAUGUAUCUCGUGAAUUUUCAGCUGACUUUCAAUCCUCAGCUUUGAUGGAAUCGAAGCCACUCGAUCUCAGUUUGAAAAGUGACGUGGUUUCAGCCUUCAUAAGCAAGCCAGUAAAGUCGCCAGAAGAUGUUGAGCUGAAGCCUUCUGUAGGAGCACCUGCAAUCGGUGAUGAUGAGAACAACAACACUGAGAAAAAUUUCGUUGUUGAGCAUCAUUUUCAGAAUGCAGAUGUUCACUCAAAAUAUAUUCUUCCCGAAAAUGCCAUGAACCUCGACCUUUUAGCGCGUUGGGCAGGCUAUCGGAGGGCCAUCGAGAGGGAAAUUGUCGCAGAAUUUUCCUCUUCGACUGGUCGACGGAUGCCAGUUGGCCUGGAAUUUCUCUGCAUUGUUGCGGACGUUUACUUGAAGCGUCUGAACGAACAAGAAAGGAAUCGUGACAGGAUGAUUGGUUCAGUUGCGAGAAGACAUCGAAGUGAAGCUUCGCAAGCAGAAGUACAGGCUUUUAUCAAACGGAAAGCACGGCAACAUUCAGAAAAUCCGUUCCCGGUUGAAGAGCCGUUUUUCAAUGAUGACCUGUCGGAAUUGUCCGAAGAAGAGCUGAGUAUUCUGCUUGCUAUCCGAGAACUGUGGAAAAGAAUAGAUGAAAUCCGAGCAGAAUUCACGGCGUUGCCUGUUGGAAGGCGGAAGACUAGUGUGCGCCGUGUUCCACGAUGUCGUCGGAAAUCCGCUCCUCAAGUCAAGAAAGUCGCAUCAAACGUUCUGGUUUUACCGAGUAUAAAGUCUAUCGAAGAACCACCACGGGAAGAAACCCGUGAACGAUCUGAAUCACCUUUGCCACAUCGGCGAAAAAUCAAACCGAAGUUGAAAGCUGAGGCAAAAAUACGGGAGCCGGAUCCACCCAUGAAAACCGGCUACACACCAACGGAACCUUCUCCGGAUUAUGUCGAGCAGAAGCUGAUUCCUCAGAACUUCGGUAUUUCAUUAGACGUCCAAGGAAAACACAUCUUGGAUGCACAUAGUGUAAAAGAGGAAAUGGUCGUUAAGCGAGAAGUCAACGAUGAUUUGACCGAUCGUACGUCAAUUCCAUUAAAACCUCGCAUUACUGAGGCAGAUCUCAAGGAUUGCGAUCGAAUGGGUGUUCUGUUUUUUGAUGUCGAAUCGUUUGGGACUGGAUAUAUUGAAGCGGUUGAAGUCCCCAUGUAUUUUAGGCUUCGGUUGCAUAGAGAGAGAAGCAACAGGGAUAGAUUCUUAUCAAUUGAUGAAGUCACGGAUAUUCUGCUGAUGGAAGUUGUUGCAACCGAAGAUACAAUUCGGCAAGGAUCUCGUGUUUGCGCCAAGUGGAGUCGCCAAGUUGGUGGAUUGUUCCCUGGCACAGUGUCGUCACCUCCUAAAGAUGGAGAAGUAUGGGUCGAUUUUGAUGACGGUGACUCCGGAAGCAUUCCUUUGAAGGAUGUUCGUCUGCUACCGGCUGAUUAUCCGAUCAUGGUCCAAGUGUCAAAUCCGGUGACAAAUCCAAGGAAGCGUCGUCGUACAAGUUCUUCUAGUCGGCUGAAUUUGCCGGUGACUCCCCCUCUGGAAUCUAAUUUGCAUGAUAUGGAUCUAAAACCUUCAACCCUCGAAAAUGGCGAUUCAUUUUGUGAGGCUGAAGUGAAGAUUGAAAACGGCCAUGGUGUUUGUAGCGCUGACGAAUUCGACGGUGACAGCUCGGAUGUCAAAAUAUGGGAAUGGUCUGAUGAGUCUAACGCGUUUAAAAGAUUUAAACUUGGUCGCAAGAAACGGAUUUUCCAUGAAGAAAUCUGUCGUGGCUCGGAAGAACGCAUUCGCGUUGGUGAUUGUGCUGUGUUUCGCACCGGUGAUCCUGAUUCGCGGCCGUAUAUUGGCCGGAUCUUGCAAUUCUGGGAAGCCUGUGGAAAACGCUCAAUGUCGGUGCGCGUGAGUUGGUUUUAUCGACCCGAUGAAACCAAAGGUCUGGCCAGUUCAAUUCCUCACAAUGGGUUGUUUUCGUCUACCCAUACGGAUGAAAAUGAUGUGCGAUCGAUUGCUCGGAAAUGCAUCGUGGUCUCUCACGAAGAAUACAAGAAAGCUCGUAACCGAGACGGUGCCAUGUUUCUGGCUAAAUCCGCACAGGUUGAACCAUCGGACGUGUACUUUUGCGCGGGAGAAUACGAUCCUGUUUCAGAGAAAAUCGUUCUGAGAGUUCCGUUUUGUUCAGCUUGAUAGCGAAAGAAUGAGUGAAGCUUGGUGUUACAGAUAUUUUUGUAGGUUAGGGCUGAUUUUAACAAUGGAAGGCAUCCGAAAUGUCUGAAGCUUUGUUUUAUUUCCUGCUGGUAGGGGCAUCUCAUCGCGUCUGUGUGCUUGGAAGAGUGAUUCGAGCUCGAAAUGUCAAUCUAUGUGAUGAAUUGUUUUAUUUCUGCGAGUGCUUUUUGGGGGCAAUGAAUCAAUAGCUUUGUAUUUCAUACGAAGCUUUCGGAAUUUCUAGAGCUGUCGGGUGAAGAUUUCUUAUGAGUUUCAGCAUUUGCGCGACUCUGUCUGAAACAUAAGUUCUGUCGAGUGCCAAUCGAGUUAUUCUCCGUAAAAUUGUGGCAUUCGGAUGAAUUUAAAAUCUGUUAUUUCUUUACGGUUUUUAAAUACCCUUUAGGAUGUCCGUUUAGGAUUUUUGAGGAGAAUAGCUUUAUGCCUGUCACCUGGAAAUAGGGGAGAAAGAAUUGUUGCUAAGCGAUUUCCAGCGUUGGAAUCUCGCAAGCAUAGUUUGCAAGAAGAGCUGAGUAAAGAGCGAAAGACUUGACAUUUUUUGUAUUUAUUUAGAUUGAAAGUGGUAUUCCGAAGGCAUUCAAAUCUGUAAAAUCAUUGAGAGCUUAAGAUUAGGAAAACAGGAUUUAUGUUAUCUCGAAUGUGGGCUGAGGUCUAAAUGGGGGUGCCUUCAAAUCUCGGUUUUCCGUGACGGGUUGAAUGUUGAUGCGUGUAUUUUUCGCCGAUGCAACUGAACUUGUCCGAGGGGUGGGUGUCGGAACUGAAUAACUUCCAAAUUGCGGUAAUUCUUUUUCGUAUGGGAUCAUGGCGAAUUUUUAUAUGAUUUGCAUAUGAGCAUCGACAGUAUUGACUUUCAUGUGUUUCCACCGUCGCGGACAAACCAUCGGUUCAAUCUCUCAAAUAUCCGUUCGGCUUGACUUUUUUUUGGAGCAAUGUAAGGGUGAUAAGAUUUACUGCGUGUGAUAGACCUGCUUUUCAUGUCGCGUUGAAGCGCGGGUUUUUGUUUCAGAUGAUCCCUGUAUUCGAUGUUUUGUUUUCUUCGGAAGAAGAGAGAAACGUGUAUAGCUUUUGCUGCUUUCGGCAUCUUGGGGACGACGUGGAUUUUUAAGAAAACGGAAAAGCACUCGGAAAGA